Messenger RNA from Phytophthora nicotianae INRA-310, 423 nucleotides. RefSeq lists its product as hypothetical. Bases 1 to 423 code for a protein of 140 amino acids. NCBI's taxonomy places the organism in Eukaryota, Oomycota, Peronosporomycetes, Peronosporales, Peronosporaceae. The record is from RefSeq and is a predicted model, not a curated record. The transcript has a single exon.
AUGCGUGUGGGAUUCACAGAACAACCUCUUGCCGAGGGUAUUAUCGCUCGUUCAAACUUUGUCAAGAGAAAUACAACGCAAGAUCUAGCGACGCUGACACACUUGAUCGAAGCAGAAAUAUUGCCAAGGUAUGCCGGAAAAACCGACAAGAUGACAGGCGCAGCAAUUUCCAGAUUUCUAGUGGGUAAAGGCAAAAACAUCGGGCCGAGUGUUAUUUCGCGGAUCGAGAGUUCGAUUGAUGAGCGAUUGGGUGGUGAUAUGACUGACAGCUAUCCAAAGCUUGAGUCUUACCUGGGAUUAGUUGCUGAGAAAAACCCGGGCUCAAUAAUGAAGUUCGAGAAAUCCGAAAACGGAACGUUUAUUCGAGCAUGUUUUAUUCCAAACAUCGGAAUCCAAGUCGCCAAAAUAAGUCGUCGAUUGUAG